Molecule: messenger RNA, 1929 nt
Organism: Hippocampus comes (tiger tail seahorse)
Lineage: Eukaryota; Metazoa; Chordata; Actinopteri; Syngnathiformes; Syngnathidae
Product: gastrula zinc finger protein XlCGF8.2DB-like
Exons: 2
Coding region: 381-1514 (377 amino acids)
Biological process (GO): regulation of transcription by RNA polymerase II
Cellular component (GO): chromatin; PcG protein complex; transcription regulator complex
Molecular function (GO): RNA polymerase II cis-regulatory region sequence-specific DNA binding; DNA-binding transcription factor activity, RNA polymerase II-specific
Source: RefSeq, a predicted model, not a curated record
UGUAAAAGCUUUUAUUUUGAAGGUGGUCAACGGCGCUCGCUGUUGGCAGAUUUCCGUGAUGCAGAGCGUUAACAAUCGCUGGCUUGACCGCAGUGCUCGACUGGGGCGAGAGGAGCGAUCGACGCUCUUUACGAAAUUCUCCUGAAUUUGUAGUCAACGUGCUAAAACCUCCACUCGGGGCGCCCAGCAUCAUCUCGCUGGAUCAAAACAUCUUUCGUUGAAGCUUCGUGUGCGAUGAAAGUCGUCUCGGUGUACGUUGAUAUUUCUCGGCCUAGUUUAGCUUCGGUUAGCUUUCUAGCCGCUAACAAAGAGGCCCUCGUGCUCAACACAUCGCUCCGCAGAGAUCGGAAGCGUAAAGUGUUGUAAUUUUCGUGUAAACAAUGUGCGCAAGAAGGACAGUGGAGUACGAGGAGGAAUUUUGUGAAGAAAAAGAGGACUACAAGGGACAACGUCAACUGCUGGACGCCAUUGGCAGGAUGCAGCCGGAAAUUGUUCUUCAAGGAUCAGACAUCAGCAAAGAUGCUUGUCCUGAGCGACUUGUUGCAGAGCCCUCUCACUUUAAAAAGGAAGAGGACAUAGAAGUCUCCCACUUUAAGGAAGAAGAGGAGGAGCAGGUCCUACACAUUCAAAAAGAGGAGAAGCCAGAGCACCCUUGCACGAAAGAUAGUGACAUGUCAUCGAACGUUGUGAAUGAUGUUGCUGAUGAGGAGGACGAGGAUGGUGAUCUGACAUGUCACACUGACAACAUAGCGUGGAAAUGUUCUCAGUGUGAGAUGACGUUUACUUGUAGGAUGGCUCUGAAAAGACAUGCGAAAACCCAUGCUGUGGAGAAAUCUUUUUCCUGCUUAGUUUGUGGCCAUAGAUUCUCUCGGAACUAUCACUUAAAAUUACACUCCAGAAAUCACACUGGUGAGAAACCUUUCUCCUGUUCAGAUUGUGGCCAAAGUUUCCCAGACAAGGGACAGUUAAAAAGUCACAUGAGAAUACACACUGGUGAGAAACCUUUUGCCUGCUUAACUUGUGGCCAAAGAUUCUCUCGUAAUAGUAACUUAAAUGCGCACAAAAGAACCCAUACUGGUGAGAAACCUUUUGUCUGUUCAGAUUGUGGCCAAAGAUUCUCUUGGAAGGGAUGCUUAAAAAGGCAUGUAAUAACCCACAUUGGUGAGAAACCUUUUGCCUGUUCAGAUUGUGGCCAAAGUUUUUCAGCGAAGGGACGCUUAAAAAGUCACAUGAGAAUACAUACAGGUGAGAAACCUUUUGCCUGUACAGAUUGUGGUCAAAGAUUCUCUCAGGAGGCAAACUUAAGAACACACACGAGAAUACACACAGGUGAGAAACCUUUUGCCUGUUCAGAUUGUGGCCAAAGUUUCUCUCAGAACGCACACUUAAAAUUGCAUGAAAGAACCCACACCGGUGAGAAACCUUUUUCCUGCUCACAAUGUGGCCAUAGAUUCUCGUGGAAAUAUCAAAUUAAGAAUCACAAGUGUCAUAAUGAGAUGAACAGUUAUCGAUGAAAUUUUCACCUCUUUUCUGAGCAGGCUUCACCACCCUGAUUGUAUUUUAUGUACCUUCUCCUUGGGAUGCUGACAUUUUCUUUUUUUCAAGAUUGAGCCGCAAGAGUGGCUGCCUGUACAGCAGCGCCUAUCCCCGCUUGAGUUUCUUUUCGUCAUUUAAUUUUAUUCAUUUACUCUUCCGAUUUAGUUUUGUCUUUUUGUACCCUAAAUCUAGGAGGGGGGUGACAUGGGCAUCUUCAUUUCUGCUCAUCUCCAUUAUUUUCUUUUACAGGAAAACGCUUCUACAACGAAAUCUACAUGGGCGAAAAUAUCCCCUAGUGUGAAAAAAUCUUGCAAAAUCAUUUAAACUAUUCCCACUUUUUUGCUCCCCCUACAACGAAAAAUCCCCCUGUUGCGUUAUACCAAAUUUUUUCCU